AUGUCUAGAAAUACUUCGUCCAUAACUGUCAAAUUGGUUGCUGCGGAAUCCCUUUACAAAAGGGAUGUUUUUCGUCAACCAGAUCCGUUUGCCGUUAUCACAGUUGACGGAUCGCAGACCAAGACCACCAAAACCGCAAAAAAGACAUUAAACCCGUAUUGGAAUGAGACAUUUACUUUCCAAGCCCUGGAGGAUUCAAUAUUAGUCAUUCAAGUAUUUGACCAGAAAAAAUUCAAAAAGAAGGACCAAGGGUUUCUUGGAGUUGUGAAUGUUCGAAUCGGUGAUUUGAUUGAUUUUGGAUUGCCAAGCUCUGAAGAGACCAUCACUAGGGACUUGAAGAAGCUGAUGGAAAAUGUUGCCAUUAGUGGGAAAAUCAUUGUCGUUAUUUCACACAACAGAUCUCUGGCUAAUGGCACCAGAUCUUCAAAUGGUCAAAGAGCUUCAUCUUCCAAUGGUACAGCAUCCACAUCUUCGGCAGCACAUGCCGGUGCACCACCAAUAGCAACGAGUGCAGACGCCUCGUCAUCAGCUGGACCCAUCGCCGCCACUGCCGCAGCCGCAUCAAAUAGUUCUGCCGCUCACAGGCAAUACUCCUCGUUUGAAGAUCAAUAUGGUAGGUUACCACCAGGUUGGGAAAGAAGAACUGAUAAUUUUGGAAGAACGUAUUAUGUCGAUCAUAACUCAAGAACAACCACUUGGCAAAGACCGGCGUUGGACCAAAGUGAGGCAGACAGGGGCCACCAAAGACAACACGAUACCGAAGCCGAACGAAGACAACAUCGUGGAAGGACGUUGCCUGGCGAGACACCUGCAAGUCCAUUACCACAAUCGUCGGCUAAUUCCGUAACCAGUGGCAAUGUUACUGUUAAUGCAACUGGUGCAAAUACCCCAGUUAAUCCUGCUGCCGCCGUUUCUAUGGCUGCAUCCGGAGCAACUACCUCAGGAUUAGGUGAGUUGCCUUCGGGAUGGGAACAACGUUUCACCAAUGAAGGUAGACCAUACUUUGUUGACCACAAUACAAGAACGACAACUUGGGUUGAUCCUAGAAGACAACAGUACAUUCGUACUUUUGGAGCAAACACUACUAUACAGCAGCAACCAGUUAGUCAAUUGGGACCUUUACCAUCAGGUUGGGAAAUGAGAUUGACCAACACUGCAAGAGUGUAUUUUGUUGAUCACAACACUAAGACGACUACUUGGGAUGAUCCUAGGUUGCCAUCUUCAUUGGACCAGAAUGUUCCCCAGUACAAGCGUGAUUUCAGAAGAAAAGUCAUUUACUUCCGCUCACAACCAGCUUUGAGAAUUCUUCCUGGCCAAUGCCACAUCAAAGUUAGAAGAGAACACAUAUUUGAGGAUAGUUAUCAGGAGAUUAUGAGGCAAACUCCCGAAGAUUUGAAAAAGAGGUUGAUGAUCAAGUUUGACGGUGAAGAAGGUCUAGAUUACGGUGGAGUGUCGCGUGAGUUUUUUUUCUUGUUGUCUCAUGAUAUGUUUAAUCCAUUCUAUUGUUUGUUUGAAUACAGUUCGCAUGAUAACUACACAUUGCAAAUCAACCCUAACUCGAGCAUCAAUCCAGAACAUCUAAACUACUUCAAGUUUAUUGGAAGGGUUGUUGGGUUGGGAGUUUUCCAUAGACGGUUCUUGGACGCAUUCUUUGUUGGUGCAUUGUACAAGAUGAUGCUACACAAGAAGGUUGUGCUUCAAGAUAUGGAAGGUGUUGAUGCCGAGUUUUACAGAUCUUUGAAAUGGAUUUUGGAUAAUGACAUUACUGAUAUUUUGGAUCUCACAUUUAGCACCGAAGAGGAAAUCUUUGGUGAAAGGGUGGAAGUUGAUUUGAAACCAGAUGGAAAGAACAUAGAGGUUACUGAAGCCAACAAACACGAAUAUGUAGAGUUGAUAACGGAGUGGAGGAUAUCCAAACGUGUUGAGGAGCAGUUUAAAGCAUUUAUUGAUGGAUUCAAUGAAUUGAUACCACAAGAGUUGGUAAAUGUGUUUGAUGAGAGAGAGUUGGAAUUGUUGAUUGGAGGAUUGGCUGAAAUUGACACUGCCGAUUGGAAAAAGCAUACUGAUUACAGAGGAUACCAAGAACUGGACCAAGUCAUACAAUGGUUUUGGAAAUGCAUCAAUGAAUGGGAUUCCGAACAAAAAGCUCGUUUGUUACAAUUCACCACAGGUACAUCGCGUAUACCGGUCAAUGGGUUUAAAGAUUUGCAAGGUAGUGAUGGCCCAAGAAGAUUUACCAUUGAAAAAGCUGGUGAGCCUAACCAGUUGCCCAAAUCCCAUACUUGUUUCAAUAGAGUCGAUUUGCCACCUUAUGCUGAUUACGAAAGCUUGAAACAGAAGUUGUCCUUGGCCGUGGAAGAGACUGUUGGAUUUGGUCAAGAAUAG
Molecule: messenger RNA, 2385 nt
Organism: Lodderomyces theae
Lineage: Eukaryota; Fungi; Ascomycota; Pichiomycetes; Serinales; Debaryomycetaceae
Gene: RSP5
Product: NEDD4 family E3 ubiquitin-protein ligase
Exons: 1
Coding region: 1-2385 (794 amino acids)
Biological process (GO): ubiquitin-dependent protein catabolic process
Molecular function (GO): ubiquitin protein ligase activity; protein binding
Source: RefSeq, a predicted model, not a curated record